Molecule: messenger RNA, 579 nt
Organism: Quercus lobata
Lineage: Eukaryota; Viridiplantae; Streptophyta; Magnoliopsida; Fagales; Fagaceae
Product: auxin-responsive protein SAUR24-like
Exons: 1
Coding region: 145-426 (93 amino acids)
Biological process (GO): response to auxin
Source: RefSeq, a predicted model, not a curated record
UCACUUAUAUAUAUGCACACUCAUAUCAUCCCACCAAAGCCAAAACAAGUCCACUCAUCCUCUCAUAUCAAUUCCUUACUUUCCUCUCGUUGCUUUUUGAUCUUCAUCACCUUUCCAGAAACCUUUCAUACUAGUUAGAUAGCCAUGGUUAUUCGAUUGCCCAGUAUUAUGCAUGCUAAGAACAUUCUCAGACGAUCAAACUCAUUUGGAAAGCAAGUACCAAAAGGCUAUAUUGCAAUAUAUGUUGGAGAGUGUGAAAGGAGGCGCUUUGUAAUUCCCAUAUCAUUUUUGAACCAGCCUUCAUUUCAAGAAUUGCUAAGUAGAGCUGAGGAAGAAUUUGGAUUUGAUCAUCCAAUGGGUGGUCUCACAAUUCCCUGCAGCGAAGACAUCUUCAAUGAUAUCGCUUCUCGCUUACAUGAAUUGUGAUAUGGCGCCACUAAGAUAAAACAGCUGUGACAAUUUUGUAUAUCUAUGAAAAAUUCUUUCUUUCUUUCUUUCUUUAGGCAAAAGAAGAGAUGGGGAAUGUCCAUCCACAAAAGAUGUUACAAGUAGAAAUACCAUAGUCCCUCUCACAUUCUC